AUUCUCCAUCUCAUCAACAUGCACCACUUUCACCAAUUCUCUCUUCUCUCUCUCUUUAUCUCUGACUCUUAUCUCUUCUGUUCCCAAGCCCAUACUUGUAAAAGAACCUGCUCCCAAAGUUGGCUCUGCUCAGAACAGAACACUUAACAGUAAUAGCACUAAUGAAUCCACUCACAGUUUCAGAUUCUUCACAUUUUCCAACGCUUCUCAAACACCAUCUAACUUGGCUUCUCUUCUACUUCUCAUCUUCUCCAUCACCCUUUUAAACUCAACUUCUCAAACCCACAACACACAUUAUCUCUUAGGUCUCCAGCAUAAGUCUCUUUUGGUGUAGUAGAGGUAACAUAGAAUGGAAGAAGAUCAUCAGCAUCAUUUAGAAGAGGAGGAGGAAGAAGAAGAUCAGAUCAUGCCAACAAAAGAAGCCAACAAGACAGACGAAGACACAUCUUCAUCUAGACUAUUCCCAUGUCUCUUCUGUUCUAGAAAGUUCCAUAGUUCUCAAGCCCUAGGAGGCCACCAGAAUGCUCACAAGAAAGAGAGAACCGAUGCUAGAAGAGCAAAAAGGGCUUACGAUUUUGUCAACAACAAUGACUUGCUUCACACGUUACCUGUCUUUUUAUCCUCCCCAUCUCCACACGGACCACACCACUUGACCAUCUUAAGCUAUCCUUCCUCUGCGUCCAUUGGAUGCUUUCAAGCUUCUCAUACAGACCUUCCAAUCUUCAGAUCCAACGGUGCACAUGUCGUGUUGGCGUCAUCCCAUCAAGGUAGAGAUAACAAAGGAGGGUAUCUUGGUCAAAAACGUGUUCAAAUUUUGGAUCAUAACUGUAACGUGGUGAAUAGUGAGGAUGGUCAAAGCCAGUGUUUUGAUCUCUCCCUCCAUUUGUAAUCUUAGGAUUUAUUGUUACAUUAGUGGGAAAAGAUGUUUCCACACGUGACAGUACUUCUACGUAUAUGUUUCUUUCAUGCAUGAGAAUCGUCCUAUCGUGAACAGAAUCCGAAGAUUUAUUGUAUCCCGAUGCAUAUGUUAUAAUGGUUAUA
This is a messenger RNA of Brassica oleracea var. oleracea, 1041 nucleotides long. RefSeq names its product zinc finger protein 1-like. NCBI's taxonomy places the organism in Eukaryota, Viridiplantae, Streptophyta, Magnoliopsida, Brassicales, Brassicaceae. The record is from RefSeq and is a predicted model, not a curated record. Gene Ontology annotation, biological process: negative regulation of abscisic acid-activated signaling pathway. The transcript is spliced from 2 exons. The coding region runs from base 350 to 889 and encodes 179 amino acids.